UACAGCAUUUUUUUUUGUAAAGAAUCCCAAGGAUCGACUCUCUCUCUCUCUCUCUCUCGUCUCAUCUGCAAAUAUUCCCCGAGACUCCAAAUCGCCGCCAUGUUGAGACAAGCUUCUCGCCUCCUCUCCCGAUCCGUCACCGCCGCAUCCUCCAAAUCGGUGACGGCUCGUGCCUUUUCAACGGAGCUUCCGUCGACGGUCGAUUCGACUUUCGUGGAGUCAUGGAAGAAAGUAGCGCCGAACAUGGACCCGCCGCAGACUCCUUCUUCCUUCAUGAAGCCACGUCCUUCGACUGCUUCUUCGAUUCCGACGAAGCUCACCGUCAAUUUCGUCCUCCCUUACGCAUCUGAGCUUUCCGGGAAAGAGGUCGACAUGGUCAUCAUUCCCGCGACAACAGGACAAAUGGGUGUUUUGCCUGGACACGUUCCAACAAUCGCUGAGCUGAAACCCGGUAUCAUGUCCGUUCACGAAGGUACUGACAUAAAGAAAUACUUCGUGAGCAGUGGUUUCGCGUUUCUCCACGCAAACUCCGUCGCUGACAUCAUAGCGGUUGAGGCCGUGCCGCUUGAGAAUAUCGACGCAAGCCAAGUCCAAAAGGGUUUAGCUGAGUUCACACAGAAACUUGCUUCUGCAUCAACGGAUCUUGAGAAAGCAGAAGCACAGAUUGGCGUCGAAGUUCACAGUGCUAUGAACGCAGCUCUCUCAGGCUAAACAAAGGUUCUCUCUCGUUAAAACAAAAUCAUUUGGGUUCACAGAUGAUUAAUGAAAGUACCUUUUUUUUAUUACAACAAAGGAUGAUUUUUCCUUGUUAACUGUGUUUGAGUUUGUUUGAAUAAUAAAUGAUUUUGUGGAAGGCACAAACCAACAAGUAGUUUCUUGUGUUCAUAUUCUCUGUUACUUGUUUGUGUUAAGAAACUAACUAAAAGUUUCCGAAUUUAUUUAUGGUCUCCGAGUUUAUGUAAGGACCAGUUUUAAGUUUUC
Messenger RNA from Brassica rapa (field mustard), 981 nucleotides. Its product is annotated as ATP synthase subunit delta', mitochondrial. Lineage: Eukaryota; Viridiplantae; Streptophyta; Magnoliopsida; Brassicales; Brassicaceae. Gene Ontology annotation, biological process: proton motive force-driven ATP synthesis. Gene Ontology annotation, molecular function: proton-transporting ATP synthase activity, rotational mechanism. The record is from RefSeq and is a predicted model, not a curated record.